Molecule: messenger RNA, 897 nt
Organism: Ilex paraguariensis (yerba mate)
Lineage: Eukaryota; Viridiplantae; Streptophyta; Magnoliopsida; Aquifoliales; Aquifoliaceae
Source: the annotation of a GenBank genome assembly
AUGGCUGUGGUGCAUUUAGCUAUAAGGGGCUGCCAGGUUUCUGCACAGCAUUCCUACACCCUUGCAGAAGCUAUUUCAGUGGUUCAAGUAUCAAGUCCGAAGUUGAACUUUGAGGAAUUGAGUGUUUGGAAUCAAGCUUUGAGAAUAGAAACUGUCCUGCUUGUAAUACAGGAUGGGAAAAAAGGUGGCACUACAGUCCGAGCAUCUGGAGGUUCUAGAAGAAUACAUAAACCUUUGCAAGAAUCAAGCACUUCCUGCAAAGUGGCACCCACAGAGGAAUGGGAGGCCAAUAUUCAGGUUGCUCGUAGAAGUAAAGGUGGUAAUGCACAUUAUCCUAAGGGAAAAGGAGCCAUCGAAUCUAGGGGAUCAGUGAAAACAUCAUAUGAUACAGUAUCAGAGAUUUCUCAAGGGACAGAAAUAUCUCAAGUGGAUAGCGUACGCUCAGUCCCUGUGCAAAUUACGCCAUCAAGUAGCUUUGCAUGGGCAAAAAGGCGGAGACAGGAUGCUGCAUCGACAAGAUUACACAGUCUGACCACUUUAAGGCAUCAGAAUUUGAGUGCAUUAGACCCAUCCAGUGUAUUGUAUGCACAGGAUACUUUGGAAUCAGAACGGCAAGAAAAUGAAGUUUGUUCCAGCAGGAUCCACAUCGGUUCAAGAGGCAAUGAUGAGAUUGCAAAACGUGCAAUACGAAGGCUACAAAGUCAUCCUAAUCGACCAGAGUCUUUCGAUUCCUCAGAUUUUUACGAGUCUCAAGAACUAUCAGUAGAUUAUAAUGAUGAAGGUGGAAGUGUUCCAUUCUCCGGGGCAUUGUUAUUACAACCACGUAGAACUGAUGGAAGACAAAAAGGUCAAACACGCCAAGCUGCUCGCAGAUCUCGUUUUUAUAGAGACUAUUGA